CGAAACGGUUAGUCUUCUGCGAACUUUCGGGUGUCGUGCGUGUUUUGUCAGCACGCUGUCGCUCGUGUCUUCGCGUCGAUCGUUCUCUUUCAAUCAUUUCGAAGCUAUUUUAUUUUUCGACAACGUCACUAAUUAUAAGAGCGUUCAGUGGUCCAACUAUGCGAGAACAAUAAUAAUCGCGUGGAUAGCGGAACCGCGUGGCAACCGACCAAUCGCAAAAGGGGGGAAGUAAGGUCAGAAUCGGUGGUGCGGUGCUAGAAAUGCGAUUACGGACGUGAAUCGUGCUCAGAACGAACGCAUCGGUUCCCCGUGAAGACGCGAGAAGAGAGCCCAGUCGUCGCGUAACGCGCAACACGUUGACGCGAUCUGUGAUCGGUCCGAAGAUGAGCACAUCCGCGCACUGUUCCCCUUCGAGAUCGUCGUUAAGCUGCUGCCAGAUUGAUCAGAGCAGCCAAGACGACGUCCACGGUGUGACAAUCGCAGCGAAAGACGGAUAUUUUCUUCAAGAGAAACACUCGUUCCCGAAGAGACCAGAAGUGAAUCUUGCCUUCUACGACGUUCGGUAUUCGGUGAGAGAAUGGAACAUCCGGAAUCUGAGACCGAAACGCAAAGAGAUCCUGCACGGUGUCAGCGGCGAGUUCAACGCUGGCGAACUGGUCGCUAUAAUGGGCCCUUCUGGGGCCGGAAAGUCAACUUUGCUAAACGUUCUUGCCGCUUAUACCGAGAAAGGCGUUCAGGGGCAGAUCUUGGUGAACGGGAAAGUUAGGGUACCAUACAGCGAGAGAUGGAGGAAGACUUCGUGUUACAUACAACAGGACGCUUUGAUGCGGUCGAGGAUCAGUGUUGGAGAGGCCAUGACGAUAGCAGCGCAUUUAAAACUCGGCUACUCUAUCAGUUCCGCCUACAAACAUACACAAGUCCUGGAACUGUUAGAAAUGUUAGGCUUGAGCCAUUGCUAUGACACUUUAUGCGGAAAGCUGUCCGGUGGACAAAAGAAGCGAUUGGACGUCGCUUUGGAACUUUUAAGUAAUCCGUCAGUAUUAUUCCUCGACGAGCCGACUACUGGUCUGGAUUCGUCCUCUUGUAGCCAGUGCAUAGCACUGCUGAAGCGACUCGCGAAAAUGGAAAGGCGUAUGGUGAUAUGCACGAUACACCAGCCAAGCGCGUUGCUUUUAGAGAUGUUCGAUUCUCUUUACGCGGUCGCCGCUGGAUAUUGCAUAUACAGGGGACCCGUCAAAUCGUUGUUGCCUCACAUGUCCUCGAUCGGAGUUGAUUGUCCGCCUUACCACAACCCUGCUGACUUUCUGAUGGAAGUUGCAAUCGGUGAUUAUGGUAUCAGCGUGGAUAAAUUGGCGGCUGCCGUCAAUAUGGUAUACAAAGAUCAAAAGUGCGUUACGUAUACGAUGAAACCGCAGUUGGACGAGAGCACAAAGCAACCACCACCAGCCGGGUUCAUUGCUCAGGUGUACCUGCUCUACAAAAGGCAAUUACUUUCUCUGAAAAGAGAUUACACGUUACUGGUGGUACGUCUGUUGUGUCAUCUGCUAAUUGGAAUAAUCUUCGGCUACUUAUACAUGGGAAGCGGUUACAGAGCGAACGGUGUCCUCGCUAAUUACGUUUACCUUUACGGAUCGUUGCUACUGAUCGUUUACACCGGGAAAAUGGCCGUCACACUUGCCUUUCCGCUAGAGAUGCGGAUACUUUCGAGGGAACAUUUUAACCGAUGGUAUCGGUUAGCGCCGUACUAUAUUAGUAUGCUGCUGGUGGAAAUACCAUUCCAAGCGUCCUGUGCAACGACCUAUUUAGUCGUCAGUUACUGGUUGACAGGACAACCGGUGGAAACACCUCGCAUAUUGUCGUUCAUGAUAUUUAGCAUAGCCGCCACUCUGACGGCUCAAGCAUGGGGCUUCUUCAUCGGGGCGACUACACCAGUCAAGAUCGCGGUGUUCGCGGGGCCGAUAAUCGCAGUGCUGUUCUCCGUGUUCGGGUUCUGUGUCCGUUACAUGGAUACGCCCGCUAUGUUCCGAUGGAUGUUUCACAUAUCGUAUUUCCGUGCCAGCUUUCACAGCCUACUGCAAACCGUCUACGGUUUCGAUCGGCUGGACUUGAAAUGCGACGAUUUUUAUUGUCACUAUAAGAAACCGACGAAAUUCCUACAGGAGAUGGACAUCGACACGAACGUCGCGAACAACCUCGCUCUAAUCGUCGGUAUCGGCGUGUUGAUGCAUUUGUUAACGGCCAGCGCUCUAUGGUGCAAGCUUAACAGAAGAUAAACGAACAAGAGGACUAUGUAUAUUUAUUUCCGUACUUCGGUAAUCCAGUAUUUGUUGUCAGCCGUUUCCGGUUCGCUCCCCGCCUAUUACGUGACGCACGACGGGUUCCUCCUCCUAGGACCGUGUAGGAGUGGAUCGAUGAAGCGUUGAAUCCUCUUAUGUUUUGUCAAGCGUGAAUAUAUUUCUUACCAACGACCCUGCCAACAGUAAAUAAUAUCUUUUGAUUUAGAAUUUUAUAGAAAAUGUCCGGCAGGCAUAAAUUAUAUGUUGUCGCAUUGUACUUAUAGCAUUUCGUUGAAACUGGUGUGCACAAAAGUUGUCUGACAACUCUUAACGGCGGUACAUGAAUUUAAUCGUACUACUAGUGAAUAAAGUUUAAUCGUCACACGUCGCACCGCCUCUGCCGUAUACGGUGCUAGUAACUUAUUAUUUUCUCUCGAAUGCAUCUUCUAUAAUUAAUUAUAGGUAAGAAACGAAUGAACUGCGGGUUCAUAUUUUUGUAGGAAUUAAAAAAACGAAAUCUAAACGAAGACCUAGCCAGAAUAUACCUCAUAUAUUUUUACACAUUAUGUGCAUUUUAUACAUCUAAAAUUUUCUUUAAAGAUAAUACGGACAUCCGCGGUUUGGUAAUGGAUCCGCGAAAGCUUUAACAUAUGUGGGAAGUCUUUAUGUAUUACGUGUGACGUAAUUGUUAACAUAUAGCGAUUAAGGAUGGAAUAUAUUUUUUUUAUCACAUUUUCGUAUUCGUACAAUGCUAUCGACGUGAUCAACGUUUUGUGUCGUAUAACUGCUUUGCGAUGUAAUUCAGUCUCUUGCAAUUUGCGUACACAACUAUUGAGAUAUGACUCCAAUCGGAGAUAAGAAAAUAUCGAUAAUAUAAUAUCGAUGACGGGUGCAGAGCGUUUCAGUAUAGAUAAAAA
This is a messenger RNA of Ceratina calcarata, 3193 nucleotides long. Its product is annotated as ATP-binding cassette sub-family G member 1. Bases 384 to 2273 code for a protein of 629 amino acids. Gene Ontology annotation, molecular function: ATP hydrolysis activity; ATP binding; ABC-type transporter activity. Gene Ontology annotation, biological process: transmembrane transport. Gene Ontology annotation, cellular component: plasma membrane. The transcript is spliced from 10 exons. The record is from RefSeq and is a predicted model, not a curated record. Lineage: Eukaryota; Metazoa; Arthropoda; Insecta; Hymenoptera; Apidae.